UCGCAGAGAGCGAGCGUGGAAGGAAGGGCGCACCGAGCACACCAGCUUUCCGCCUGUCGAGCUAACCGACCAUUUUUCGCUGGUAUUACAGAUUAACCUGUCGAAUUUGGUUCGGGCAGUGAGGAGACCGCCCGGGUGAUCAGAUUUUCACGGUGAACACCAACAGAUCUGUCACACUCGCAUAGAGCGAGCGAGCGAGCGAGGAAGAAGAAGGAAGGAAGGGCGCGGCUAGCACACCAGCUUCAGCCUGACGAGCUAACCGUCGCUAACCGACGCUCUCAGUCCUGUAUUGAGAUUAAAGACAUGGGGGAACAGGUUGGUGUUUGGCUCCGGGCGGCGGUGCUGGCGACCGUGCUGAUCUCUGUUUUAGCCGAAGAUAAAUACUUCGCUGUUGGUGGUAACCUGGAGCUGAGGCCUCAACCAUCAGCAGCCAUCACCAACAUCCUGUGGAAACACAACAACAAUCUGCUGGCAGAGUGGGUGCAGGGAGCAAUUAAUCUGACAUACUACAGUACGUUUAAAGGCCGCACAACCCUGGACACAACCACUGGACGAUUGGAAAUCAAGAAAAUGGUAGAAGCUGACGCGGGGCAGUACGUAGUGGAAAUCAACAGCCAUGUCCAGAGUCCGAGCUAUAAUGUUAAAGUGAUCAAAGAAGUGCCCAAGCCUGAGGUGGUGUUGCGACCAGUGUCCUGUAAUGGGGAUUCAGAGGAGUGCACGCUGUCCUGUGAUGGAGACACUGCAGGGGCCGAACCUGUGACCUACAGCUGGAAGGAGGGAGCCGGAGACUGGAAGGAGUCGGAAAAGGACAUGAAAAUCACCAGGAGUUCGAAAAACCAGGUUGAAACCUUUUCCUGUAAGAUGAAGAACCCGGUCAGCGAGAAAGAAAGUGACCCCCUAGGCAACCCGUUCUACAGUGCGGCUGCAGAAAGCUCUUCAGCUGGAACUAUAGCUAUUUCGGUUAUAUUUGCCCUAAUCAUAAUCAUCGCAAUUGCAGUUGUGUUUGUACUCAUCAAGAAGGGUGUAAUCCCGAAAUUCUGGAUCGCUAACGAUCGAGAGCAAGUUCCCACUGCGAUACCAUCUGGAAAUGGAGAUGCAGCAUCUAAUGUCAAAAACUCACCUGAUGCUCUGUAACUCAACCCACAAAAUCCAAAAUCACAAUCCUAAGGGACUGGAUGAAGUUGUGGAGCUCUUGCCUCAUGAUGCCUUUGGCCCUCAGGUGUUUUUAUUAGCAUCAUGGACUGUUACUUUACAGGAGCAAGAAGAACGACUUAGUUAAUCCCCCAAAACAAUGGAACAGAGGGACAUCAUGUUUUUUUUGUUUGUUUGUUUGUUUGUUUUCUUAAAACUGUGUGUAGCUUAUCAGGAUAUCGCUAUGACAUUCUAAGGUAGAGUAAGAUGGGAGGAUAGAUGCUCCUCCUCUUCUCUCCUUUAGUGUCCAUUUAGCCACAUUUCAGCAUUUCUCUUCACGUGUUAACACAAAUCCCAAAGAAUGUACUAACAAUUGCAGCCCAGAUCUUAAAGAAAAAUGUUUUUAUUUCUGCUACGCCUUGAUGAAAUGACGUCUGUGAAGAUUCUCAGUCAUCCAGGGCAUAAUUAUCCAAAGACUGUUAAAGUCAAGGGCAACUGGACUUGGUUGAAGAUACUGGAAGAUAUUUCGUCUGACUUAAUGGUAGGGAAACUCAGCUAUUUAACGUCUGUGGGGUCAUCGAUACCACUGAACUGUUGACCCUUGACUUUUGACUUUGGAUAUAUCAGAAGACCUGAAUGAUGCUGACUCUCUGGUGUUGAUGGAUUAAUGCAUUGAAGCAUGUUCUUUAAAAAAAAAAACCUUAUAAUAACUUGAAGAAAUCCAAACAUCAUGUAAAGGAAUGUUGGCAAUGUGUCUUGUUAAAUCAACAUUGUAUUAUAAACAUCUUAUCGCACCUGUAUUUGUAAUUUGCUGGUGACUUUAAGCGCAUGUCCACAGCUAAGGUAAAGCAUGUCUCUGCAUAGGGACCAUAUGUAUAUCAGGGCUGCAGCAAGUGAUUAUUUUAUUAUUAUUGCUUAUCUCGAUUCGUUUUUAGGUCCAGAAAAUUGUGAAAAUGUCAGUCUUUGACAAAGCCAUAGGGGAUGUCCUCAGACACAUCUUCUAUCCACCAUCCAAAUAUAUUUAGUUUACUGUCACUGAGGAGGAAACAAACCAGAAAAUAUUCACAUUUAAGACGCUGGAAUGAGAGAAAUUUGACAUUCUUUCUUUAAAAUAAGAUACAAAAUAGUUGGCAAUUAAUCACCUAGUUGUUGCUGCUCUAGUGUGUGUAUAUGUAAUGAAUCAAAAAUAAUGUGGCUCAAUCUGCUUAAAGUUAUUUAACUAUCAUCCAUCCCUUUUCCAUGCACUGGUUUAAGUGAUUGUUUAUUUAAGGUUUUGGGUCUUAUCUAAAAACAAUUAUUGACGCCACUUCCCGUAACUUAUUGUACUUAGCAAAUGUUUGAAUUAUGGUUAGUUUUUGUAAGUGCCUUAUAAAUAAACCUGUCACAUCGUCA
Molecule: messenger RNA, 2523 nt
Organism: Micropterus salmoides (largemouth bass)
Lineage: Eukaryota; Metazoa; Chordata; Actinopteri; Centrarchiformes; Centrarchidae
Product: lymphocyte function-associated antigen 3-like
Exons: 1
Coding region: 304-1134 (276 amino acids)
Source: RefSeq, a predicted model, not a curated record